AUGUCUCAACGCACGGUAUUCUCCGCUGUACGGCGAGCGUACCUCGACAACCCUCAAUCUCAGUCUUUAUACGCCUGUAAAACAUGUCGCAAUCGCAUUUUUCCGCGUCGCUCCCUCGCAACACUCCCAAAUCUCCCUCUCUUCCACGCAUUGACAAACCACGACCCUGCGAGUCUCGCCGUUGUCAAUAGAUACGCUGAGCCCAAACGAUUUACAUACGGAAACCUGGUGGCAGAUGUGCUUCUAGCGCAAGAUAGAUUAGCGCGACUGGCUGGGGAACGACACGAUGGGUUACAGGGCAAACGGGUCGCGUUUAUCGCGCUGAAUAGCUAUGAUUACACAGUGAUGCUUCUAUCGAUUCUUGCUAGCGAUGCGAUCGCCGUUCCGCUUGCAACGUCGUUCCCGGUCAGCGAGUUGAAGUAUAUCAUGGAUGACUCGCAGUCUAGCGUGCUGAUAUCAAACCCGCAGUGGCUGGAGAAGGUGGAAGCGCUCCUGAGAUCGGGCCUGGGACAAUCGGUGGCCUUUGAUAUAGCUGAAUGGGCUGGAUGGCGGACACGGCGGGCUGAUGCUUUACACGUCUGGGACUACGAACCGACCGGCGUUUUGAUCCCGCAGUCUGCGCUGCGAGCGCAGGCGGCAUCCUUGAUACAGGCAUGGAAGUAUACGCCAGGGGACCGGCUCUUGCAUCUCCUCCCGCUACACCAUAUCCAUGGUAUUGUGAAUGCUCUCAUCACGCCGCUUUUUGCUGGCUCGUCCAUCGAGUUUAUGUCGCCGUUUGUCCCAGGCAAAGUGUGGACACGGCUGGCCGAGCCAUUUCUACCGGGAGGCCAGACGGAUGAGAAGAUCACCUUCCUCAAUGCUGUUCCUACGAUGUAUAAUCGACUACUAGACAAUUUUUCGAGUCUUGACAAAGAGCUCCAGGAUGCGGCCAGGACAGCUGCCUCCCCGGAGCACCUACGUCUGAAUGUCUCUGGCUCCGCGGCGCUGCCGACGCCAACGAAGCAGGAAUGGCAGGAACUUAGCCAUGGAAAUGUCCUGCUUGAGCGGUAUGGAAUGACGGAGGUUGGAAUGGCUUUGAGCUGCGGGCUGGACUUUGCGGAUCGCGUCGACGGCAGCGUCGGCUGGCCUUUGCCGUCCGUCGAGGUGCGAUUAGUCGACACCGACACAAACGAGGUUAUCAAGGAAGGUGAGGAGCUCGAUGCCAUCGGGCGCCCGCGCGUUGGAGAGAUUCAGCUGCGCGGACCUACGAUUUUCAGCAAGUAUUGGAACAAUGAGGUCGCUACGCAAGAGUCCUUUGUCGACGGUGACGAUGGGAAUGGACAAUGGUUCAAGACCGGCGACGUGGCUACGAGGGAAGUCGUCAACACCUCUGGCAAAGGAACCAGCGGCGAAUGGGCAAAGGGACCGAUGUACUUUAUCCAGGGCCGGCAGAGCGUGGAUAUCAUCAAGGUCGGCGGCGAGAAGGUCAGCGCGCUCGAAGUUGAACGAGAGCUAUUAUCACUCCGCCGUCGUCGGCCUUCACUCGAGAUCAUUGGGCCAGAAAGUUACAGCUAUAGUGGUAUUGAAUACCGAUGUCGUGGCGAAAACCGGCCGCAAGAACAAACCGUGGAACAUGCGGGAUAUGCGAGAGGCGCUGAGGAAGAAACUCGCCGAGUACAAGAUUCCGCAGGUGAUGAAGGUUCUUCCCAACGAGCUUCCACGGAAUGCAAUGGGCAAGGUUAA
Molecule: messenger RNA, 1722 nt
Organism: Aspergillus calidoustus
Lineage: Eukaryota; Fungi; Ascomycota; Eurotiomycetes; Eurotiales; Aspergillaceae
Source: the annotation of a GenBank genome assembly